Calliphora vicina (urban bluebottle blowfly) is the source of this 1182-nucleotide messenger RNA. It is a transcript of the gene Phyhd1, whose product is annotated as Phytanoyl-CoA dioxygenase domain containing 1. The coding region runs from base 131 to 997 and encodes 288 amino acids. NCBI's taxonomy places the organism in Eukaryota, Metazoa, Arthropoda, Insecta, Diptera, Calliphoridae. The transcript is spliced from 3 exons. The record is from RefSeq and is a predicted model, not a curated record.
ACAACAGAAUUGUAAAGACAAACAAAAAAGAAAUAUAUUGUAAAGUGAAUAAUAAUAAAAAUACAUAGUUUUCAAUAAAAAUAAUUAAUAAAAUAAUUUUAAAGUCGAUUAAAUAUAAUAAUAAAUAAAAAUGCAUAGCACAUUAUUAGAUGAGAUUAACGAGAAUGGUUACAUUAUCAUUGAGGAUUUCUUAACGCCCGAAGAGGUCGAUGAACUUUUUAAAUCUGGUCGUGCCCUGUGCAUGGAAGCUCCCCAAGCCAAUCGUAAGAUUUUCAAUACCACCGAAAAUCAAGAUGUCCAAAGUAAGGAUGCAUACUUUAUGGAGUCGGGAGACAAAAUCAGAUACUUUUUCGAAGAUGGUGCUGUUGGCGACAAUGGCGAACUACUGGUAGAUCCAACGGUAGCUUUAAACAAAGUUGGUCAUGCUUUGCACGUAGAACAUCCCGUCUUUAAUAAGAUCACCUUUAGCAAUCGUGUUAAGGAAAUUUGCUGGCAGUUGAACUUUAAUCGUCCGGCCAUUUGCCAGAGCAUGUAUAUUUAUAAAAAUCCCAGUAUUGGCGGUGAGGUUAUACCCCAUCAGGAUUCCUGGUUUCUAUAUACCGAUCCAAAUUCGGCUAUAGGCUUCUGGAUUGCCUUGGAGGAUUGCACCCUACAAAAUGGUUGUUUGCAAUUUAUUAAGGGUUCUCACAAAAGUGGUGUCCAUCGCAGAUAUAUUCGUAAUCCCGACAAGACCGCUAAGGAUUUAAUGAUUUUUGAUAGUGCAGCACCGUUUUAUCCACAAUCAAGUUUCGCACCCAUACAAUGUAGUAAAGGCACCUGUAUUAUCAUUCAUGGCAAUGUCGUCCAUAAAAGUGAACCCAAUCGUUCGAACAGAAGCCGUCAUGCAUACACUUUCCAUGUUAUUGAGACUGAAAAUAAUGUUAAAUAUUCGGAAGACAAUUGGUUACAGGCUCCUAAAGACAAACCCUUCCCCGUAUUGUUUGAAAGAAAGAACUGAUUUCAUUAUUUGUUUAUGUCGUUUGUAUAAUAAACCAUCUUUAUUAUAUGUAUUUUCUUUUGUAAAUUUUAAUCUUGAAAAAAAAAACAUUAUUUUUUUAUAAUUCUAUGAUAGUCUUAUAUUGUUUAAGAAUGAAAUGUAUUAAUGCAAUAAAUGUAUUUUAAAUAAAUUUAAAAAAAAAUAAA